This is a messenger RNA of Petromyzon marinus (sea lamprey), 5321 nucleotides long. It is a transcript of the gene ATP8A1, whose product is annotated as ATPase phospholipid transporting 8A1. Gene Ontology annotation, molecular function: ATP binding; ATPase-coupled intramembrane lipid carrier activity; magnesium ion binding. The record is from RefSeq and is a predicted model, not a curated record. Gene Ontology annotation, cellular component: plasma membrane; trans-Golgi network. Gene Ontology annotation, biological process: phospholipid translocation. Lineage: Eukaryota; Metazoa; Chordata; Hyperoartia; Petromyzontiformes; Petromyzontidae.
GGCUCUGCAGUCGGGAGAUGAGCACUGGCCUUUGAUGCUCAUUUGAGAAAUAAAUCGCUGAAUUUGUCUCUUUAAAAUAAUGCUGCAUAGACUGAAUAUCGUCGGCAUACCAACCGUAUGCCGACGUUGCCAUACGGUUGAAACGACUGGACCAAUGCUGGCCCAACGGUGGCCCAAUGUUGGUUCAACAUUGGCCAAACAUUCCACGCUUAUUUGGACACACGCAACAAUGAGCCGAAUGGGCACUGCUUCGUGACAGCGUCCCCUUGUGGCUGAUACCUCGCGCUUACUGCCAAACCCAGGGGCUCGCGUUCACAUCGCAGGAGAAGAGACAGAGAGGACACCUCGAACGCACAGGGGCCCAAACUGCGCAUCCACGACAGGACAACCGACCGCAGAAAGAGGCUCCGCUUUACAAAGCCUCGGCGUCUCCCGUAACGAUUCCCUCCCGUCGUCGUCGUCGUCACCAUCAUCGCCGCCGUCUCUCAUCCCCUCGCCCUUUCCGUCUCCCGGCCACCGCUGCCAGGACUGGCGGCCCUUCCUCCUCCCUCGGCGUUGUCCCCUGUUUGUGCCGGGCCUGCGGCGGCAGGGACGGCGAGGUGACGUCGCGGCGUGGACGUCGCGAUGCCGGGCCGCAGAGGAGGGCCCGGCGCUGACUCGGCCGGUGCGCGAUCGACUGCCGGCUACUCGCGUCCUGACGAGGAAAUGUCGGCGGCGACGUCCAUGGCAGACCAGCAGGAUUUCCGCGUGGUAGUCAUCAAUCGGCCACAGGAGCAGCGCUUCUGCAAUAACCGCGUCAGCACGGCCAAGUACAACGCUCUGACCUUCCUGCCACGCUUCCUGUACGAGCAGUUCAGCCGCGCGGCCAACCUCUUCUUCCUCUUCAUUGCCCUCCUGCAGCAAAUCCCAGAGGUGUCUCCGACAGGGCGCUACACAACUCUCAUGCCUCUCAUCUUCAUCCUUGUCGUCGCCGCGCUCAAGGAGAUCAUUGAGGACUACAAAAGACACCGAGCUGACAGGGAAGUCAAUAAGAAGAAGACGACACAAGUGUUGCAGAAUGGAGACUGGCAUACCGUGAGCUGGGAGAAGGUUGGCGUCGGUGAUGUUCUCAGAAUCACGAAUGGGCAGAAUUUGCCAGCAGACCUGGUCAUGUUGUCCUCCAGUGAGCCGCAAGCCAUGUGCUACAUCGAGACCGCAAACCUGGACGGUGAGACGAACCUGAAAAUUCGGCAGGGCCUGCCACUGACAGCUGGGCUGCAGACCAGCGAUUCCUUGUUGUCAAUUGACGGGCGUAUUGAAUGCGAGGCCCCUAAUCGCCACCUCUACGACUUCACGGGGAACAUCCAACUACAGGGACAUGGCACGGUGCCACUGGGCCCAGACCAGAUCUUACUGAGAGGAGCCCAGCUGCGCAAUACCCAGUGGGUGUUUGGCGUUGUGGUGUAUACAGGCCACGACACUAAGCUCAUGCAGAACUCUACUCGCGCGCCACUCAAGCGCUCCAACGUGGACCGCGUGACGAACCUGCAGAUCCUGCUGCUGGUGGUGACACUUCUGCUCAUGGCCCUGGCCAGUGCCAUUGGCUCCUCCAUCUGGACCUCGGCACACUGGAAAGGGGACUGGUACCUGGGGUUCCGAGAUAAUGCACCGUCAAACUUUGGCUUCAACUUUUUGACCUUCAUUAUCCUCUACAAUAACCUGAUUCCCAUAAGCCUCCUGGUGACCCUGGAGGUUGUCAAGUUCAUACAGGCCUUCUUCAUCAACUGGGAUUCGGAGAUGUACCACGAGGAAAGCAACACAAAUGCCAUGGCUCGCACAUCCAACCUGAACGAGGAGCUGGGACAGGUAAAAUACAUCUUCUCGGACAAAACCGGCACACUAACCUGCAAUGUCAUGGAGUUCAAGAAAGCCACAGUGGCCGGCAUCGCUUAUGGGCAUAACGAAGAACCAUCAGAAGUGGGAUUUCAGGACCCAGCUUUGCUGCAAAAUCUCCACAGCAAUCAUCCGUCGGCUGGGGUCAUCUACGAAUUCCUCGUCAUGAUGUCCGUGUGUCACACGGCUGUGCCGGAAGCGGAGGAUGGCUCGAUCGUUUAUCAAGCCUCCUCGCCCGACGAGGGGGCGCUGGUGCGAGCCGCCCGAAGUCUGGGCUUCACCUUCACCGUGCGGACUCCAAACAUGGUCGUCAUCGACGCUCUGGGGCAGGAACAGAACUUUGAGCUGCUGCAUGUGCUCGAGUUUACAAGCGUGCGGCGCCGCAUGUCUGUGAUCGUGAGGACCCCGUCCGGAAAGCUUCGUCUUUACUGCAAAGGAGCCGAUAACGCUAUAUACGAGCGCCUAGCGAAUAACUCGUUGUACAAGGAGGACACCCUCCAGCACCUGGAGCUGUUCGCCUCCGAGGGCCUGCGCACCUUGUGCUUCGCGUCGGCGGACCUGUCGGAGGACGAGUACGGCGACUGGCUGGAGGAGUACCGACGCGCUAGCACCGCGCUGCAGGACCGCGCCGUCAAGUUGGACGAGGCCUACGAGCUCAUCGAGAAGAACCUGCACCUAUUGGGAGCCACGGCCAUUGAGGACAAGUUACAACCCGGGGUCCCAGAGACGAUUGCCACGCUCCGACGGGCUGACAUCAAGAUCUGGGUGCUCACGGGAGACAAACAGGAGACCGCGAUCAACAUUGGCUACGCCUGCAAGCUGCUGUCACAGAACAUGUCAGUGCUCAUUGUCAACGAGGAAACGCUGGACGCCACGAGGCGUACGCUGGCUCAGCACUGUACCUCGCUGGGCGAGAACCUGGGCCAGGAGCACGAGCUGGCCCUUAUCGUGGACGGAAAGACGCUGAAGUAUGCCCUCGCCUACGACCUCCGCCACUCGUUCCUCGACCUCGCCCUCUCUUGCAAGUCCGUCAUCUGCUGCCGGGUGUCCCCACUGCAGAAGUCUGAGAUCGUGGAGAUGAUCAAGCGGCAGGUGAAGACCAUCACGCUGGCCGUGGGCGACGGCGCCAACGACGUGGGCAUGAUUCAGACGGCGCACGUGGGCGUGGGCAUCAGCGGCGUCGAGGGGCUGCAGGCGGCAAACUCCUCCGACUACUCCAUCGGGCAGUUCCGCUUCCUGAAGAAGCUGCUGCUGGUCCACGGCGCUUGGAGCUAUAACCGCGUGGCCAAGUGCAUCCUGUACUCCUUCUACAAGAACGUCGUGCUCUACAUCAUUGAGCUCUGGUUUGCCUUCAACAGCGGAUUCUCUGGACAGAUCCUCUUUGAACGGUGGUGCAUCGGCCUCUACAAUGUGGCAUUCCUGGCCCUGCCGCCCUUUGCCCUGGGGAUAUUCGACCAGAUGUGCAGUGCCAACAGCAUGCUGCGCUUCCCUGAGCUCUACAAGAUGUCUCAGAACGCAGUGGUCUUCAACACCAAGGUAUUCUGGAGUCACUGCUUCAAUGGACUUCUGGACUCCAUCUUUUUAUUCUGGUUCCCACUGAAAAUGCUCCAGUACGGCACACUGUUUCGAAAUGGCCAGGUGGUCGAUAAUCUCUUUCUGGGCAACAUGGUUUAUACGUACGUAGUCAUCACGGUAUGUUUGAAGGCUGGGCUCGUGACAUCUGCAUGGACUAAGUUCACACACCUGGCGAUCUGGGGCAGCAUCGCCAUGUGGAUCGUCUUCUUCCUCAUCUACUCCGCACUAUGGCCGCUGAUCCCCCUCGCGCCGGACAUGUCGGGCCAGGCGAGUGCCCUCUUCAGGUCGGGCGUGUUCUGGAUGGGCCUCUUCCUGGUGCCGAUCGUGUGCCUCAUGCGGGACGUGGCGUGGAUGGCGAUCAAACGUACCUGCUUCAAGAGCUUAAUGGAUGAGGUUCAGGAGCAAGAGGCUGCCUGCCAGGAUCCCGAGAAGGUUCUCAUGGAACACCAGCGUGGAAAGAGCCUGACGGAGCGAGCACGCCUCCUGAAGAACGUGUUCCGGAGAACCAACACGGCGGGGUUACGUCGCUCCGAGUCCAUGGACCAGAGUCUCCUCCGCGGAUUUGCCUUCUCGCAAGAAGAAAACGGUGUCGUUUCGCAAAAGGAAGUGGUGCGAGCCUACGACACCACCAAGCAGAAACCUGGUGGUGCCUAAACUCGUGGAGGGGGGGGGGCUGCGUCGCCGUGUGUUUGACUGCCUCCGUGCCCGCCACCCGCCCCCCCUUACGCCCAACGUCAACGACUGCCUGCCAAGCACUCCGUUACACCGUGAAGCAGAACCGCUGAGCUGAACUUCCCUCUUGCCAUUGUGCAUCUCUCACUAUUUAUUGUUUGAAACCUUUCCCAUAACUUGUUUUGCUUGGGUGUUAUUUUGUUUGUACGCGCGCACACACACACAGAAAGACAACGAUAUCACCUAUAUAGCCUUUAACAGACUUAGGGCAAGUGCUGUUAGCGAGCACCUAUGAAGGCCGGCACACCACAGAAGAGGGUGGAUGGCAAGCACCACGCCUGGCCGCCUUUGUCUCCCUAGUGGCGAUGUUUACACACCGCACCAGGUACUCAUUUGAGGCCGAGUCGACCUAGGGCAGGCCCAGGAGAGGCCCAGGUGUUGGUCCUGGGUGGACCAACACCUGGGCCUGCUAAUAAAUGCCACACUACCCCGCUCCCCGUACACAGGCGCACAUACACACACGAACACACACACACACACGUGGUGUAUAUUGACCCCAUUGUGAAAGACACCCUCCCGACUCGCGUGGCUACCUAAUUGAAGGCGAUUGACAUUUAACGUGUGAAAUCACUUUGUUUUUCAUCAACUUGUUGCGUUGAAUGUCGUUUAAGUUUUGUUUUAAAAAUGCAGUACUUUUAUUUUCUCACGCUUCGUCUGCCGUCACGGCAACAAAACAAACUAAAAACCCAACCGCAUUUUUGUUCGCGUGCUAGAAACUGCGGUUGGGUUUUAUUGGUGACUAAAUGUGUUUUAUUUACCUCAGCGGAUUUAACUACUGAAGGAAAGGUGAUGUCUGGAGCAGAAAUGAAAUUGGGUCACUUGCCAGGAUGUCAAAAUGUAGGUUACGUUUAAUCUUUUUUAAUGGCUUACCACUGGUGGCUGGCUUCUGGUUUUGAAUACCCAACCACUUUGCUUUAAAUUUUGAUUUAAAGCUUUCGUGACUGCAGUAAUUCAUAUUCUUAGCUCUUUCGGUAAAGAGCUAAGAAUACUUUACUUGUUUGUUAAAUAUUUUGACCACUUUAUUUUGCUCAUGCCGUUGAACGUAUUCUGUUUUCUUGGAUGGAUGCUCUUCGCGGAUUCCCCAUGAGACCUUUGGAGAUGUUACUUGCCCUUGAUAUAACAAUGCAUUGAGAUUACACGCA